Acanthoscelides obtectus is the source of this 656-nucleotide messenger RNA. The record is from the annotation of a GenBank genome assembly. NCBI's taxonomy places the organism in Eukaryota, Metazoa, Arthropoda, Insecta, Coleoptera, Chrysomelidae.
UGUCGGAAUACGACCUGCUGGACGCGGUGAAAAUACCUUUCACGGACAUGCGAACCCAAUAUAUUGACGACGACGGCCACGACGGUUUCCCAGCCUUUGGCUUCCGAGCAGGAUCGGAUGUGAAAAUCGCCCACAGGCAAAUCCUGCCGGACCGACUUCCUGCAGAAUUCAGCAUCCUCGUUAGCGCCAAGCCGAAGAGCCGUAGGGGCGGAUUUUUGUUUGCUGUUAUGAAUCCUUACGAUACGGUGGUAGAACUAGGAGUCCGCGUUGCCCCAGAAGGCAUCAACACAACAAUCCUAACCCUGUACUACACAGGCCCCACAGAGUACUACUCCCGCGCCAUAGCCAACUUUACAGUUCCCAAAUUCACCGGUAGGUGGAUCCGCUUCGCAUUCAGAGUGGCAUUGGACAACGUCACUCUGUUCUUCAACUGCGCGGAGACUGAGACUGUGCCUGUACAGCGCAGGCCUAUCGAGCUUGAAUUCGAUAGUGCUUCGACGUUGUAUAUCGCACAGGCUGGGCCUACUAUUGGCGAGCCGUACGAGGUAAGUGUUGCAGGUGUUUUGACAUGUGUUGGUUUAUCAUUUGACUUAGGCCAAUUAAUACGACUAUCUCUCACAACUUAUCCAUAUAUGAAGUUUGCUCGCAUCUGUUAG